AUGGAGGCUCUUGGAGACAAAGUCAAGAAAUCCAAAGGUUUACCACCUUUCAAGAAGAUCUGCACAUCAUUUCCAUUCUUAGCAAUGAUUAUAUUACACUAUGGAAACGUUUGGGGCCUCUAUUUCGUUAUGACUGUGGGGCCGAAAUUUGUGUCGAGCGUUUUGAAUUUCGAACUGCAAGCAGCUGGUGUUAUAUCGGCGCUUCCAUAUCUCGCUAGAAUGCUGUUGGCUACUGUUUUUGGGUCUUUGGGAGACUGUAUAUUAGCAAGGAAAAUGAUGACUACUACAACUAUAAGGAAAUUCUUCUGUCUAUUUUCGCAUAUACUACCAGGAGUUCUACUAGUGCUCAUGGUAUAUACUGGUUGUUCAACAACGUUGUCUGUGAUGUUAAUAACUAUGUCGAUGGGCUUAAAUGGGGCAGCGACGUUGACAAAUCUUCAGAAUCAUCAAGAUUUAGCACCGAAUUAUGCCGGAACUCUGUAUGGUAUUGCAAACGCUAUCGGGAGUACAGCUGGUUUCUUUACUCCUAUGAUCACUGCCUAUUUUACAAGGAAUGGGAACACAUUCGAACAGUGGCGUCCCGUAUUCUUCAUCGGUGCUUCAGUAUAUAUAGUGUCUGCGAUAUUUUUCAUUCUCUUCGGAACGGGUAACAUACAAUCGUGGAACUUUAUUGACGAUGAAGACAAAAAGACUGAAAACCUCAAGGAAAUGGGUGAUACAAAAAACGGCAAUAUCAAAGACUCAAAAGAAACCUCAUUAAACGUCACCCGCGCGUAG
This is a messenger RNA of Pieris macdunnoughi, 777 nucleotides long. NCBI's taxonomy places the organism in Eukaryota, Metazoa, Arthropoda, Insecta, Lepidoptera, Pieridae. The record is from the annotation of a GenBank genome assembly.